GUGAGCGAGGGCAGCUUCGUGUGCGGCAUCUGCUGUGUCUCCCCGCACUGGUCUCGUUUUUUCUAUGUGCUGCCUUUUACGGGUUCAUUUCCACAUUUCAAGUACAAUUCCUCGUCGCCAUGUCUACUUUGUGCUACAACAAGGCCUGCGGGCAGCGGUUCGACCCGGAAAACAACCCGGAUGGAGGCUGCACGUACCACCCCGGCGUUCCGGUGUUUCAUGAUGCAUUAAAGGGAUGGUCCUGCUGCAAGAGACGAACCACCGACUUCUCCGACUUCCUCGGCAUUGCGGGCUGCACGAAAGGUCCCCACAACAAAGAGAAACCCCCCGAGCCGGUGAAGCCUGACAUGACCUCGUCGGGACAGAAGAAAGACGGCGACGAGCAGAAGCCCAAAUUUAGCGAGUACAUCAUCUCAGCGCCGAAGCCCCAGGAGGCCAUUUGCAGACCCAGCGCCGACGAGCCUGUGGUGAGGUUACAGCACAAAGUGUCGUCCUCUCUCAAGCAAGCUCUGGACAAGCUCAAGCUGACAGACAACUCACAUGCACUCAAACAAGAGGACGACAGCGAUGAGGUCAAAAUCGGAACGUCCUGCAAAAACGGAGGAUGCACUAAAAGCUAUGCUGGCCCCUCCUGUGACUCUGACGCGUGCUUCUUCCACUGUGGCUUUCCCGUCUUCCACGAAGGGAUGAAGUACUGGAGCUGCUGCAAGAAGAAAACCUCUGACUUCAACUCCUUCCUCUCCCAGGUGGGCUGUACCAAGGGCCAGCACCUGUGGAGGAAAAAGGACGAGGGCAAGAAGGUAGUGCCGUGUCGAUUCGACUGGCACCAGACGGGCUCGCAGGUCAUCAUCUCCAUCUACGCCAAGAACGCUUUGCCCGAGUUGAGCUUUGUGGACGCCAACAGCACCACGCUGCACAUCCACGUGGUCUUCGAGGGCGAUAAGGAGUUUGAGCAGAAGAUCAGCCUUUGGGGAGUGAUCGACGUAAGCCAGAGCGCCGUCAACAUGAUGGCGGCCAAGGUCGAGGUGGCCAUGAGGAAGUCGGGGGCCGUGUCGUGGGCUCGCCUGGAUCUUCCGCCGCCUGUGGCUCCAACCACGCGGCACCACGAGAAUAAAGGAGAGGAGAAGAGCGAUAGUGACGAGGAGGAGAACGAAUGAUACGAAGGGAGACCCCUUGGAACUUCUGCAGGAAUAUUCCACUAUUUCUGAACUUCUAUAGCCACAAAAUGUCAGGUGUGACUUCAUAAUGCUGGAUGACCACAUUUCCACUUGACUUUUAGCCCACUUUGUUUUUUACCUCUCAUUCCAGUUCAGAUUUCAGUGCCGAUUAAGCAGCAGUCAAUCAUGGUUCAGAAUGUUCAAGAACUGAAAAUUAGGUUUUGCACUUGAAUGAAUAUGUUGGAUUCAGUGAGUUUUUUGUUAGAAUUGUUUAUGUAAUUCUCUCUCUUGUCCUCUGGGUGGAAGUAAAGACAAGAAAAUGUAGUUAUUUACAAUGACGUACUGCAAUAUUCAUGUGUGGAUGCUGAAAUAUUAAAAUGACUUUUUGAAAAAUGA
Molecule: messenger RNA, 1553 nt
Organism: Phycodurus eques (leafy seadragon)
Lineage: Eukaryota; Metazoa; Chordata; Actinopteri; Syngnathiformes; Syngnathidae
Gene: chordc1b
Product: cysteine and histidine-rich domain (CHORD) containing 1b
Exons: 10
Coding region: 120-1157 (345 amino acids)
Source: RefSeq, a predicted model, not a curated record